Aphanomyces invadans is the source of this 870-nucleotide messenger RNA. RefSeq lists its product as hypothetical. The coding region runs from base 1 to 870 and encodes 289 amino acids. The record is from RefSeq and is a predicted model, not a curated record. NCBI's taxonomy places the organism in Eukaryota, Oomycota, Saprolegniomycetes, Saprolegniales, Verrucalvaceae. The transcript has 3 exons.
AUGCCGAUGAUCGAGGUGAUCGUGGAUCACCUGGCCGGUGCGGAGGUCUUUUUCUCCCUUGAUUUCUUCAAGGGAACGUUUUCGGGAGCGGCGCAGCGAUGGGCGAUCGUGGAGAAAGAGGCGUUCUCCAUCGUAGAGUGCUUGAAGCUGACAGAUUACCUGCUCCACACGCCGGGUGGAUUCGCGCUGUUUACCGAUCACGCCAAAAAAAAUCUGAAGUUCAUCUUCAACCCAGCCUUGGUCAACGCCGCCAUCCCAAAGUAUACGGCGGCGAAGUUGGACCGCUGGGCGUUUCUGUUGAUGGGCUACACCUACACGAUCUACGACAUCGCGGGCGAAAUGUCCGUGGGCAAAUGGCACUGUCGAAAGUGCCAUGAAAACGGCCCUGAAGACGCUCCGAACGUUGCUCUCGGAAUGGUUGAUGCAACCGGAUCAAUGGGACUGAUUGUGGCAGUCGUGAUGUUGAUCCUCAACCAAAGUCCCUCCGACACCCUCGGUGGUGUCGCGCCGAUUACGGUGAUGACUGGUGCACGAGCGAUGUCACCGCUCGAACUAAUUUGUGUGGAUGGACCCAUCCAAUCGACACUGGAAGACCUCUGGUCUGUGCGAUGUGACGAACUCAAGGCGAUUGUGAAGGUGUUGGAUAAUAUACACGAACAAGUCGCAAUGAAAUCGGCGAAGAAACGCGCUCAAAAUCGAGAUCGCCGUGCGACCAAGUGGGGGACCUCGAUGGCCCAAUUUGACCUGGGGGACUUUGUUCUCUACUUGGAUGUCUGGUCCAUGACCUAUUCCAAGCUCAGUGUCACGUGGCGUGGACUUGCUCAAGGUGUCCGAGUUAUCUUGGAAUGGAUCUACGAGAUUCAAAUUUGA